AUGGGAAAUUCUUCAAUCUGCUGUCAAGAUAAUCUUGAAUUCGAUAUAACUGACGCCUAAUACAUAUAUUCCAAGCAAUCUAGCCAAAUGUCUCUUCCAACUCAAGCAAGUAAUAGUCAAGUCAUGGAGAAAGAUGGGCUUUAUCAUAACUAGAAAUUCAAUUAACGUCAUAUAUAACAGAUACAUUAAAUGAAGAUUGAGAUUGAGCAGGAAAAAAUAAAGUCUAACAGGAAUCACAUAGAUCUAAUUAAAAAUAUGCAUUUAACUCAGAGAAAUUCGCUUGAAUUGGAUCAAUUAAAGUAUAAUGAGGCGAAUACCUUGCCUUAUUUGUAAAACCUAAGCUCAAUGAAAUCUUCAUGCCUUUCCAACAAUAGUCUAAGCAAAAAUUCUUCAUGUCUAAGCGAAAGAAACUUGAAAAAUGUAGUAUCUAAUACUUCUCCAUUUAAGACUUAGAAAAUAUAUGACUAAGUGGAUUUCGGAAAGAUAAACCAAAAAUCUUAAAACCCAUUCACUAUUCGCAUAAGUAAAUUUUCAGAUCACAGCAGAUCCGAAAAAAAUAGUAAUUCUGUCAUGUAUGAUUCUGAUAGUGAUUAAUCUAGAGCUAGUUAGACUAAUGCGAAAAAAAAGAUUUUAAAUAACAUGUAGAGAAGAGAUAUUGAGGUUUAAUACUUAGAUAUUAGUGAUUGUUCAAGCGAUACUAUCAGUGAAUUAGAUAGUGAGUUCUCGGAUAACCAUCUCAAUAAAAAAGAUACACUCUAUACAAUAAAUUUCAAGGAUCCUGCCUUCAACAAUAAGUUCUCAAAUUAUAAAAUUAAUCAAUAUAUUGGAGCAGACUUUGAAAUAGCAAGCUCAGAUAUUAUUGAAGAGGAUCCUAAUGAAGAUAAAUAUCCUCAGAUUGAUUUAAUUUAAAAGAGAAUCAGACUCAGCAGUGAGCAAUUUAAUGAUAAUGCUUUGAGGAUUUAAAUAGACUAAAUACAGGCAAUAAAUUCUUAUACUUAGAACUUUUCCUUAGGCUAAGCUAAUGUAUAACGUAAAUAUUAACAAAAAUAAUAAGAUGCUUCUGUUAUCAAAAAAUAAUUGUUAAAGAAAUUAUUAAACAAAAGGAUUUCAAGGAAAUCUUAAAGAAUUAGAAAAUAGAAGAAGAUUUACGAAUGCGAAGAAGUUAAGGCAUAAGUUUGA
Messenger RNA from Stylonychia lemnae, 1179 nucleotides. Lineage: Eukaryota; Ciliophora; Spirotrichea; Sporadotrichida; Oxytrichidae. The record is from the annotation of a GenBank genome assembly.